Messenger RNA from Ananas comosus (pineapple), 2450 nucleotides. Its product is annotated as VIN3-like protein 2. The coding region runs from base 337 to 2250 and encodes 637 amino acids. Lineage: Eukaryota; Viridiplantae; Streptophyta; Magnoliopsida; Poales; Bromeliaceae. The transcript has 4 exons. The record is from RefSeq and is a predicted model, not a curated record. Gene Ontology annotation, biological process: epigenetic regulation of gene expression; vernalization response.
UCUGACUGACACCACCACAUUUCCAUUUUUGGCAAUCCACCAUUUAUGUGUCCAAAAAACCAACACUGUAGCAACCACUCUCCUCAUCUCCCAUUCUCCUCCUCUCCCUCUCCCUCUCCCUCUCCCUCUCUCUCUCUCUAUCUCCUUUUUUUUUUUCUUUUUUUUUGAAUAUCCUUUUCCAACCCUCAUUGGGGCCUCCAAGGUGUUGCUCCUCACACUCCCCACUUUCCACUUCUCAUUUCCUAUUUUGGAGAAUUUUUCACUCCCUCAUUCUUAAACUGGGUGUCUCUUCUCUCCCUGAGGGACCCAGUUGAGGGGUGAGGAGGUGUUCCAAAGAUGGAAUCCAUUUUCUCAGCAACACAAAGUGUUCAUCAAAACUCUUGGUUCUUUGGGUCCACAGGAUAUGUGAUAGAUCCUUCAAAAUGCAGUGAGCUGAGUUUGGCGGAGAAGAGAGACCUAGUGCAUGAAAUUUGCCGGUGGGCUGAAAAUGCUCCCGAAAUUCUCCAGUCUUGGAGCCGGAAAGAGCUUCUUCAGCUAAUCUGUGCCGAAAUGGGUAAAGAGAGGAAGUACACUGGUGUUACGAAGCCAAAAAUGAUUGAACUUCUCCUUAGGCUCGUUUCACAGAACAAUAGGAAAAGGAAUGAAGAUAUAGGAGGCAAUAAUCAAACUGGACUAGGAAAGAAAAGGAAGAAGGAAUACCCACUAGAGCUUGCUAUCAAUCUACAACAAGAAUCUAUAAAGAGCAAAGAACAGCAAGUUGAUAAAUUAAUUUGUCAAAAUGUUGCUUGCCGAGCCAGUUUGAGUAAGGGGGAUGCCUACUGUAAAAGGUGUUCUUGUAGCAUUUGUUUUCAAUAUGAUGACAAUAAGGACCCAAGCUUAUGGUUAGUUUGCAGCUCUGAACCACCUUAUUCCGGUGAGUCGUGUGCAAUGUCAUGCCACCUUAAAUGUGCUCUAAAGCACGAGAAGACUGGGAUUUUGAAGAACGGGUGCAAUUACGAGUUGGAUGGAAGCUUUUACUGUAUUUGCUGCGGGAAGGUGAAUUGGCUAAUCAGGAGCUGGCGAAAACAACUAGCCAUUGCCGGGGAUGCAAGAAGAGUUGAUGUACUAUGUGAUCGGCUAUCUCUAGUUCACAAGAUGCUCAAAGGAACUGAACGAUACAAGGAACUCGAAGAUAUAGUCACUACCACUGUGAAGAAACUCAAGAAAGAAGUUGGUCCACUCGAUAAGGUCUCGACGCUUAUGGGAAGAGCCAUAGUCAACCGGCUUAAUUGCGGAGCAGAGGUGCAGAGGCUGUGUUCUGCUGCUGUGGAAGCUGUGGAUUCCAUUCUUUGUAGCACAACAGAACUCGGGGCGCUUACUAAUGAGCUAAUAGCCCCAGGUUUACUCAAUGCUGGUCCUCAGCUCUUUCAGAUCCAUUUUGAGGAAAUUUCUCCAUUCUCAGUGGCUGUAUCUCUGCAGUCAUUAGAUAAUAUGUUUGAAGAAAAUAUAAUCGGUUGCACAAUGUGGCAUCGAUGCUCUAAUGUUCUCGACUAUCCUGAAGAACCAACCUGCUUAAUUCUAAGGCCAGAAAGAAAGGUAGUGAUAUCAGGCUUAACCCCAUCGACAGAAUAUUAUUUCAAAGUCAUUCCUUUUAGCAGCACUAAGGAGUUAGGUAAGUGGGAGGCCAAGUGUUUAACACAAAACCUUGAUAAAAUGAGCGGUCAAUGCUCAACUAGAAACUCAGAGAGCACGUAUGUUCACGAAGAUUCGCUCUCACCCAUGAAAAAAGAACAAUGGCUAGAGAAGCAGUCCAGGUUCAUGGAAUCUGAUUCACAGAAGGGCUCGACUAACUCGAGUGAGUUUAUUAACUCAGCACGGAAAAUAACUAAGUUCACCCUAUCGACGAGCGAUAAUGAUGUUGUGCCUUUGGCAAUGGCAUGCAAAUCAGAUAGGCUUAAUAUCAAUAAUGGUACACCAGAUUCCGCUCAUAAGAAGGAUCAAGCAGAGCAACAGUAUGAGUACUGUGUUAAGGUGAUAAGGCGGCUGGAGUGUGAAGGGCACAUGGAGAAGGAAUUUAGGGUGAAGUUUCUUACUUGGUUUAGCCUAAAAGCAACGGCGCAAGAGAGGCGGGUGGUGAGUGCUUUUAUAGACGUGCUGAUCGAUGAGCCGGCGAGUUUGGUCGCGCAGCUUGUAGAUGCUUUCAUGGAUGGGAUAUGCAACAAGGAGAAGCCCCCCGCGCGAAAGGGCUUCUGCACUACACUUUGGCAUUGAAUGCUUGCUUAUCUUAGUAUUCUUAGUGCCUCUUUUGGUCUCCUGUCACAUCUCCUAAUCCUAAUUUCUUCUGUUUGAGAUUUAAGGGGAAAAAAAAAAUCGAAUUUAACUCAUUUGGCUAAUUCAUGAUUAUCAUUUUGGUUGUAAGGUGAAACUUUCUAAUUAAAAUGGAUUGUGACAUGUGUUUUACAUGUUGAUUC